Molecule: messenger RNA, 1011 nt
Organism: Sphaeroforma arctica JP610
Lineage: Eukaryota; Ichthyosporea; Ichthyophonida
Exons: 1
Source: RefSeq, a predicted model, not a curated record
GUUAGAGAAACAUUCCAGAAACCAGCGAGCAAAUGAAUUGUGAACGAGACAUUGUCGUGUACUUUCCUUUAUACUAGUUAAAGGAACAUUCAAUAAACCAGCACCUUAUCUCAAGUCCUUCCCCCAAGUACAACACAUCCGUGCCUACAAUGUUUUAAAAUCCGUUGGAUUGGUACCAGACGCAGGUACGUUGCUUCUGGGUGGCCAGUCUAAGGGGUUUAUUCAGUCUCUUUAACGGCAUUUACCAUAUGCUACAGUCAUAUCAUUCCCACGCCCUAACUGUCAUACGUUGAGUGUGUAGUAGCAUGCUCUUGGAUUAGUAUUUUCACUCGUAUAUGUACCGUCAAAUAUUCUGUGUACACAAGUUUGCAUAUCUGCUAGCACACCGUCGUCAAUCACAUUAUACACUUUUACCUAUACUAUGUGUAUUCGCAUUGUUCUCCAUUGCCUUCUCAACCGGUAUCUCAUUUUCAAUUCUCUUCUCAAUACUCGUUUUUUGUCUUUAUUUUUCUCUUAAGGUGCGAAGAAAGUCAAUAAACGCUUCUUGAACCACUCCGAGGCAUAAAGCAUGCGUCUCGUAGUAGUCAGCCCUACCUUAUAUGGCAUGCUUAUCAACCCGACAUUCACCAUGUCUCAUUUGGUCAGCGUCAAACCCUCUAGCACAAGCACAAACGCCGCCAACAACUGCUUACUACUUUUAUUACGAUCGGCCUUCGGAUCACGCUCACACAAAACCACAUCUUUAUCCUUACUCCGCAUGGCGAUGAUAAUGAAUAGCCACUGGACUCGUGCCUUGAAAGAUAUAUGUGUAGGUUUAAUCGUCUGCGUACGAGUGAGCCGUCACAUCCGCCGCCUCAGCGGUCAGUUUAUCGGGCAGCGUUCGAUUCUGUUCAAUUUUCAUAAGGCUAUGAUUCUUCGUGUAUGUACACGGGCUAUUUCUGCUUUUUCUUUGUUAUACAGCUUUUGUACAUAUUUACAUCACAUGAAUAUUCAUGAUGGUGGGUUUUUUAU